GGCGGUGGCGGUGUCGCCAUGAGCGCUCCCGGCCCCCAUCCCGAGCCCGCCGCGCCCGGCCCCGAGCCCGAACCCGCCGCUCCCCAGCCCGCCGCCGGCUCCAGCCUCGGCCCGCUGCUCCGCACGCUGGAGGACCCCGACGCGCCGCCGGGAGAGCUGACGGACGCGCAUCUCACCAUCGUUAGUCGCUUGAGUGGUGAAGGAGGCAAAGCAUUCACGGCAGAAUUCAGGAAACACUUCCCUCAGCUCUGCAAGGUGUUCAAGGCACACAUUUCCAGUCCAAACUUGGAGCUCAGUAAUGCAGCAUUGCAGGCCUUGGGCUUCUGCACUUUCAAUUCAAACAACACAGCUGAAUUAUCUGGCCCCGAGGCGCAGGAGCUGCUGGCAGCCGUCAACAGCGUGGCAAUGAAAUGCUCCGACAAGAACACCCGCACCCGGGCACUCUGGGUCAUCUCCAAGCAGGCUUUUCCUCCUGGAAUUGUUAGGAAGGAGGUGUCCAAUGUUCUCUCCACGCUGGAAACAAUCCUGACUAAAGGAGAAGCUCAGUCUGUUGUGGUUGAGUAUGAAGCACUUAAUGUCAUCAUACGCUUGAUGGAGCAAGCUCCAGGCCCGAUGGGGGAAGAGGCAGUGAGGUGGGCCAGGCUGAUCCUGCCCCUGGUGGUUCACUCCUCCCACAAGGUGCAGCUCCGAGGCGCCACUGCCCUGGAGAUGGGCAUGCCCCUGCUGCUGCAGCGGCAGCCCGAGGUGGCCGCGGUCACCGAGCACCUGAUGACCACGAAAUUAAUUUCCGAACUCCAGAAAUUAUUUUCAUCCAAAAACGAGACCUUCGUGUUAAAGCUGUGGCCGCUGUUUGUCAGACUGCUCGGCAAGACCCUGCACCGCAGCGGCAGCUUCAUCAACUCCCUGCUGCAGCUGGAGGAGCUGGGCUUCCGCAGCAGCUCCCCCGUGGUGAAGAAAAUCGCCUUCAUCGCAUGGAAGAGCCUCAUUGAUAACUUUGCCCUGAACCCAGACAUCCUGUGCAGCGCCAAGAGGCUGAAGCUGCUGAUGCAGCCCCUGAGCUCCAUCCACGUGAGGACGGAGGCGCUGGCCCUGACCAAGCUGGAGGUCUGGUGGUAUUUGCUGGUCAGGCUGGGGCCUCACCUGCCCUCCAACUUCGAGCAGGUUUGUGUCCCUCUGAUCCAGAGCACGCUGAGUGUGGAUCCUGCUGCUGCCUUCCCAGGGACGCCCUCCCGGCCCAGCAACCCCAGCCUGGCCUCAGCGACCCCUGGGCAGAAACCAGGCACGCCCAGGGCGGCGCUGGGCAGCCCGGCAGGGGCACAGCUCUGCCCCUCCAUCCAGCUGCUGGGCAUGGAGAUGCUGCUGCACUUCCUGAUGGGGCCGCGCGCCGGAGAGUUCGCCCGGGACAACAAACUCGUGCUCAGCUUGGAGCCCCUGCAGCACCCUCUGCUCUGCAGCCCUUCCUUCUUCUGCAAGCACGCGGGCACCCUGCUCUGCGCCGUGCGGGACGGCGUCGUGGCCGUGGGCAAGGAGGUUCCUGAUUGUUUGCUGAGCGUUAUCUGGAAGGACAUCAAUGGAUUUGUAAGAGCAGCAAUUGAAGCAGGAAAUAAGAAAGAGAAGGGAGGCUCAGAAGUUCUGACCAUGUUGCUUCAGGCCUUAAAGAAAAUUGUGAGCUCCAAUUCUCUGCCCGUGCACAAAGUCCUGUCUCUCAUUGACAUCACUGUCAAGGAAUUGCCUCCCAAAGUUUUGGGCUCCCCAGCGUACCAGGUUGCUGAUAUGGAUCUUUUCAAUGGCACCCCAGCUCUGUUCCUGAUCCAGCUGCCCUUCCAGCACGGCCUGCUGGAGUGCUGUGUGACAGACGAGAGGUUCUUUGGGAUCCUGCAGGCCCUGGUGGGCUUGGCCCUGGCCGGCCCCACCUCGGCCCUGGCCUUCAGCGAGUCCGUGCUCGCCGUCAUCGAGCAGAGCGCGGCCCAGCUGGGCAGCAAGGAGCACCUGUGCAGGAUGUGGGGCAUCGUGGUGAGCCCGCUCACCGAGUGGAUCAAUCAGAAUAACGAGGUGAACCAGGGGGAUGCCCUGGAGCACAAUUUCAGUGCUGUGUACAGCGCUUUGCUGCUGCCAGUGUGCCACAUUUUCCCCGCCCAGGGAUUCCCACAGGCCGCCCUGAGGCCGUUGCUGCGCUCCUGGGCUGAGCUGUACCGCGCCCUGGCUCGCUGCGCUGCCCUGGUGCCAACAGCAGAGGAGAACCUGUGCUGUGAGGAGCUGUGUGCCAAAAUCCUGGCUGGCCUCGAAGGUGAAACCCCAGUCGAGCUCCCCAUGCUGGAGGGUCUCACCCACCUGGUCUCAGUCAUGGUCGACUGCAUCAACUUUGCCCCCUACGGCCCCAAAUUCCAGCCCAAAACCAGAUCCCCGCAGGCCCCCACGGACUGGGCCAGGAAGAAGAAGGAGCCCCUGGGCAAGCUGAGCUCUCUGCUGAGGCUGCUGCUGCUGCUGCUGGAAUCCUUCCACGCCCUGAGCCACGGGCAGCGGGCAGAGCUGCUGCUGCCACCGGGGCUGGCACUGCUCAGUGCCCUGCACAGCAUCGUGUGCCACCUGGGCCUGCCCUCCCUGCUGGGCACCGCCCUGGGCACCCUCGCCCAGCCCCUGGCGCUCUUCUAUGAGAAAAACAGGCUCCCUGAGGUUCCCAAAGUGUACAGCAACCUGAACAACAAGCUGGAGCAGCUGCUGGCGCAGAUCCUGCAGCGCCUGCAGUGCCCCGGGCCCGGCCGUUGUGACUCGGAGCUGCUGCGGCAGCUGAGCCCGCUGCUGUGCGCGGCCCUGCAGCACCGCAGCCGCCACCUGCGCCAGCUGGGAGCCCAGCUCUGGAACGGCACCUUCGGCAGGGCUGCUUCCCUUGCCUACCCCCGGCAGCUCCGGUCUGUGUUAAGCCAAGCCAAAAAGAAGAUCCCUCUGCUGCUGCCUGGUUUUGAGAGCAUGGAGGUGUCUGAGGAGAGCAGCGGCCCCUUCUCGGAGCUGAUGGAGCAUUCCCAGCUGGAUGCCCGGGUCGGUGGGCUGGAGCUGAAGGUGGGGCAGAAGCAGGGAAUUCUGCGCGAUUCCAUCCUGGCACAGGCGAGCGAGGCCCAGAGCCACGGCCAGGAGCGGCCCAGCAGCGCACAGGCAGCGCCCGCCAAGUUAAAACUGGAAUUUCCAUCUCCUAAGACAACAAGUGAGAUGCUUCUGGAAGAGGAGAAAUCUGUUGAUUUUGUGUUUAUUCCUCCAGAAACAAAACCAAGAAUAUUGACAGAACAUCAGAAGGAAGUGCUUAGGUCAAAGAGAGCUGACAUCCCUGCCAUGUACAACAACCUGGAUGCUUCCCAGGACGCCAGCUCCUUCUCCCAGUGCAGCCAGAGCCAGGAGGAUUCUCUGGAAAUGCCACCUGCAGCAGAAACUGCCAAGGAAGACCCUGCAAAGCAGCCUCGGGAGGAGAACGUGGAGAGUGAAGGAUCUCACUCAGAGGAGAGCCCAGCCCACACCAGCGAGGAGGAGACCAAAAAUGAGGCAGCUGAGAUGGUCCCAGAGGAAACAUCAGCUGGAGAAGAUAUGGAGACAAGAUCUGUGGAAGCAGCUCCUCAGGAGGCCUCAGCAGGGAAGGAGGACACCUCAGGUGUCACCAAGAGCUCAGCAGGGAAGGAGAACACCUCAAAUGUCACCAAGAGCUCAGUAGGGAAGGAGAACACCUCAAAUGACACUUUAGAUGUCACCAACAGCUCAGCAGGGAAGGAGGACACCCCAGAUGUCACCAAGAGCUCAGCAGGGAAGGAGGACACCCCAGAUGUCACCAGCAGCUCGGCCUCCAGUGACGUUGUCUCCGGCACGCCCCAGCCCGUGAGCCGGCGCCAGUCCUUCAUCACGCUGGAGAGGUUCGGGGCUGCAGAGAGCCGGCCCUUCAGCCCAGCCCCGCCGGGCUCUGUGCCGGAGCUGCCUGGGAGCCCUCCUGAGGCAGCCCCGCGGGAGGGCAGCAGGGACAGCAGGGCUGGAGCCAGGGCAGAGAGGGCUGGCGAGGGGGACAGGAACGCCCCGAGAGCCGAGGCCGCCGUGGCCGCGCGCAGGGUGACGCGCCGGCAGAGCAGGAUGGAGCUGCAGGGCAGCAGAGCCCCCAGGCUCCAGGGCAGGCCGGAGGAGCCCCUGGAGGGGCUGGAGAGCCGUGCUGAGCUGGGCUCUGCCGGGCAGGACGUGCAGCACAUCCUGCUCAGGCACUCGCAGGCGCUGCUCUGCACAGAGGCCGACAUCCAGAGCGCCGAGGGCGCCAUCGCCGAGAUGGACGGGGCCCGGGGGCAGGACACGGACUCCAAGGAGAACACCCCCCCAGCGAGCAGCAGCUGCCCCGAGCAGCCCCCGGCGGAGGAGAGCCCGCUGCCCCAGGCCUGCCCGCAGCACAAGCAGCUCCGCCGCUCCGCCAGGAGACGCUCGGAGCCCGCGGAGAGCUCCUCGGGCAGCCAGGACAGGGAGGAGGGGCCCCCCAAGAGAGACAGGAGGAGAGAGGAGGAGAAAGCUGGCCAGAAGAAGCUGUCCCAGGGGAAAGGGGAUGGAUCCCAGAAGCAGAAAGGAGUUGCUGGGAAAACCGCGGAGGGCACAAAGGAGAGCAGCCAGCCCGAGAGAGCGGCAGAGGAGUGGGGCUCCAAGGAGUCCCCUGCCCUCAGGGGGCUGGAGGAGGAGGGGGGCAGAGCCGGCAGGAGGGCAGAGGAGGCGCCCAGGGCAGAGGGGGAAGGCCAGGGCAGCCUCAGCACAGCAGGGCCCAAGGUGGAGCGGCCACGCUACCACACCAGGAGAUCCUCCCAGGGGCUGCUGGCCAGCAUAGAAAACUCUGAGGCUGACGGCUCCGAGGGCAAGGAGGAGAGCACAAAGAAGAAAAAGCCCCUGAGAGUGAGGAGCAGAAGCAAUUCUCUGGAGGGGAAAUUGAAAGAGGGGCAGGCAGGCAGCCAGAGCCCUGAGGGCCCUGCCCAGGGAGGUGACACCAGGAGUGCCCUGGAGGGCAGUAAAGGUGAGCCUGAGCUUGGCACAGGGGCUGCAGGGCCAGCUGAGCCUGGCGGCCUGGAAAAGCAGGAAAUGGCUGCAGAGGCUGAGGGCUCUGGCAGCUCUGAGAGUCCAGGAGCUCUGCAGGACGCCAGCGUGGAGCCCAGCAGGGCUGACACAUCCAUGGAGUCCGUGGGCAGCCCCUGUGAGCCCGAGCAGGACGGGAGGGCGGCAGAGGAGAGGCAGAGCAGCACAGGGCACUGUGCCCCGGGUGCUGAGCCCGCUGUGCAGAGCCCUGAGUGCCACAACAAGAGGAGCAAAAGGGUGAAAAAAAUCAAGAGCUGCGAUUGCUGCUUCAAAAAGCCAAGGCAGCAGGUGCCUGAGUUGAAGCUCUCUGAGUCUAAAAUGGAGAAAGCUGAGCUGGAGGAGCCUGAGAGCACCCAGACCCCAGGCCAGACCCCAGGCCAGAGUGUUUCUGGUCCCUCAGACCUGGAGGAGAGCUUGGCCCUGGCUCCCUGUGGGAUGAGCACUCCAUUGCUCCCUCCUGAGGAGCCCAGCACCUUCAGCCAGGCCAGGCAGGAGAUGGAUGUGAUGGAUGUGAUGGAUGUGGAGAACCUGCAGGGAAGCUCUGUGGGGGUGGAGGAGCAGGAUCCAGAGGAUCCAGAGGCUGCAGCAGCUGAAACCACCGAGUCCAUGGAGGAAAUCAAGGAGCCUGCUGAGCAGAAGGAGCAAACAGAGCAGGUUCUGCCCGAGAGCGUUCCCGAAGAGCCCAGGGAGAGCUGCCUGGACUCAGGGGAGCAGGGGGAAGAACCAGCAGCUGCAGAAAAGGAGGAAAUAAAGGAGAAUGGAGAGCUGGAGGAGGUGCCCGAGGAGCCGAGUGCUGACAGCAAACCUGAGGAAAAGGAGAUGAAGGAGCUGGAAGGAAACCAGGAGGAUAAAGGAGAAGCUGAGAGCUGCGCUGGGGAUGCUCCUGUUGGUGCAGAUGAAGAGAUGAAGGAGGAGCUGGAGGAGAAUGGAAUCCAAGCGCCCGAGGGCGCGGGGCCGAGCGUGGGCUCCCCCCCGAAGGGGGCAGGGGGCGCCCCGGGGGCGGGCACCGAGAGCCCCAGCAGCCUGCAGGCCCGCUGCACAUGGUCCCCCUCCGCCUCCCCCUCCACCAGCAUCCUCAAGAGAGGGGCCAAGAGGAGCCAGGAGGACGAUUCCCUGUCCCCCGCCAACAAGAUCCGUCGAGUCUCUUUUGCAAACCCCAUUUUCCAGGAGGGCCUGGCAGACGACAUCGACAGGAGGAGUCCUGUCAUCAGAUCCCACUCCUCACCCUCCUCCAGGAGCCUUAAAAUCCUCUCCAACAUGCAGCACAUUACCACUCCAACCAAAGGAUUUCUGUCCCCAGGAUCUCGUACCCUUAAAUUUAAGAGCUCAAAGAAGUGUUUAAUCACAGAGAUGGCCAAGGAGUCCCUGCCGUGCCUCUCGGAGUUUGUGUACCCUGCCUUGGCCGGCUGCAAGGCCCCUGUGGACGUCAUUUUACCUCAGAUCACAUCCAACAUCUGUGCCAGGGGCCUGGGGCAGCUCAUCCGAGCCAAGAACAUCAAGACCGUGGGAGACCUGAGCACUCUGACGGCCCUGGAGAUCAAAACCCUCCCCAUCCGCUCCCCCAAGGUCUCCAACGUCAAACGGGCUCUGAGGGGAUUCCACGAGCAGCAGGUGAAAUCUCGGGUGUUGGAGGAAAGCACAGUGCUUGAAGAUGCUGAGAAGCCUGGGAAUGAUGUGGAGGAGAAAUCUCUGAGUGGAGACGAGGAAAAACUUGCAGCAGGUACCUGCUGUGGCAGCAGCAGCAGUGGCAGUGAGCAGCCCACAGCUGUGGACCUGCUGGGGCAGGUGCAGGCCCUGGCAGCCCAGCUGAGCCCCGAGGGGCUGGGUGCCUGCUCGGGCCGGCAGCUGCUGGAGAUGCAGGAGCGGCUGCUGGGCAUGGCCGCGAGCAUCGCGCGGAGCCUGCGGGGCCGCUGGCCCUGCCCGCCCCCCCCGGGCACCCCCGAGUGACCGAGUGACCGGGGAGGGCUCGGUGCCAGCGGGGAGGGCUCGGUGCCAGCGGCCCCGCUGGGCUCCUCACGCUCACCUGCUCCUGCUGUGGGGCUGCGGGGAUUUUCUUAAC
Messenger RNA from Zonotrichia leucophrys gambelii, 7132 nucleotides. RefSeq names its product replication timing regulatory factor 1 (gene RIF1). Gene Ontology annotation, cellular component: nucleus. NCBI's taxonomy places the organism in Eukaryota, Metazoa, Chordata, Aves, Passeriformes, Passerellidae. The transcript has 36 exons. The coding region runs from base 19 to 7020 and encodes 2333 amino acids. Gene Ontology annotation, biological process: telomere maintenance. The record is from RefSeq and is a predicted model, not a curated record.